AUGCAGAAGGGCUGGAAGAAGUACUUCGGGAAGUCCUUCAGCGAGGUGGCCAUGGACAAGUACCUGGGCAGCCUGGGGCUGUACCGCAAGGUGACGGCUAAGGACGCCUCCUGCUUAUUCCGAGCCGUCUCGGAGCAGCUGUUUUUAACUCAAAAUCACCACCUAGAAGUUAGGCAAGCUUGUGUUUCGUUUAUGAGGCAGCAUCAGCUUCAGUUUGAAUCUUAUGUGGAAGGAUCAUUUGAGAAAUACCUUGAACGACUGGGAGAUCCAAAGGAAAGUGCUGGCCAGCUGGAAAUGAGUGCUUUAUCAGUGAUGUACAAGCGAGACUUUAUUCUGUACCGCUGCCCUGGAAAGCCCCCCAUUUAUGCUACGAACAAUGGCUUUGAAGACAAGGUUUUGCUGUGUUGUUCAGACAAUGGCCAUUAUGACUCUGUGUAUACAAAACAGUUUCAGGAAAAUGCUGCUGUUUGCCAGGCUAUAUUAUAUGAGAUCCUGUACAAAGAUGUGUUUGGCAUGGAUGAGGGAGAAUUAAAGUCUGCAGUGGAGAUAUUUCGAAGGGGAUCCAGGAAGAACAGAAACAAUGUCUCUGUGGCAAGUGAGGAUGCGGACUUUGAUUGUCUUCAUGAAAAAGUAUCCAGAAAUCCAUCAGAAAAGAGACUGAACUACAGGGAAGGCAAUGAGACUGACAAUCCACAGGAAGAUAAGGUCAAACAAGACGCUGAAGAAGAAAAGCAUCUGAAAAAUCCAUCAAAGAUGCCUGUUCCUUAUAGAGUACUAAAGGCUCUGGACCCUGGGAUCUAUCGAAAUGUGGAGUUUGAUGUUUGGCUGGACAGCAGAAAAGAGCUUCAAAAAACUGACUACAUGGUGUUUGCUGGGAGACAGUACUAUUUAGGAGACAAGUGUCAGGUAUGUCUGGAGCCUGGAGGUAAGUAUUACAAUGCUCAUAUCCAGGAAAUCGGACAAGAUGGUGACACCUUGACUGUAUUCAUUGAGGAGCUGGCAGAAAAGCAUGCAGUUCCUUUGACAAGCUUGAAACCGGUGACACAAGUAGCACCUGUCCUUGCUUGGAAUAUGGUUUCCGCUUUAAAAAGAGGAGCCUAUCAGAAAAUAGCAGGUGGAUACUUCUCAGGAAUAGAAAUGGAUGUGAAGACAGGGAAAAAACUGCCUAAGAAAAUUCGUGGCAAGGAAGUUUUUAUGACGGUUUCUUACAGCAGGGGUCAGGCAGCUCUUCCACCCCGGCUACAGCAUGAUGUUUCUUCAAGGCACUCUACUCCACUUCAUUGCUCACAGGGUGGUGGGAACAUGCCACCUUAUGAACACUAUCAUCCUCAGAACACUCCUCAUAGACGUAACCAUGGAUUUGGGAUGUCAAGUUCAUACAGCCAUAGCUGCCGUCAGAUGCAGUGUGCGAAUAAGGAGUCUCAGUAUGGGUUUGUGCCAGGGAAUGGAGAGCAGCCUCAAGGACCAGAAGAAACUAUAGCUUUCUACGAAAUCCAAGGAGAGGAUAACACUGCUUUUCCUACUUUGCCAGUAAGUUACUAACAAAAGGAUAUCCAGGAUAACCCUGGUCCCAUUAUCCGUGAUACAGCAGGAUUCUGGGUAGCAAGGAGAAGCCCAAACUCAGAUGUUGCUAACAAGCAGAUCCUGAAUUCUUGUGAGGAGGAAGAAGCAAGUGAAAAUGGGAAAUUCCAUGAAGAAUAUAUCUAUGCUUCUCCAAAUCCUGACUGUGACACUGCAACGGUAUUUAGUUCAGCAGAGCCUAUGGAAAACUUGGAAGAAGAGACAAUCUCUGUGUCACCUCAAGAUGGAGUGGCUUCCCACAGCUGUCCCCAGAAGGUGGUGGUGAAUUCUGCAGCUAUGUCAACCUCUACAGCUGUUUAUGCUGCUCCAGCUACAGGCUUCUCCUCAAAUUCUGCUGCCUCCAGUCCAGCGAGUGCCACAACAGCAGCUUCCCCACAAACAGCAGGCCAGCCAGUUGUGAUAUCUCCCCCUUCUAUAGGGAGGCCAGCAGUUUCUUUGGUGCCAGUGCCAGUUUAUUCAGCCCCUCUUCCUCCAGUCAGUGAGGUGGGAGAAGCUGGUACCAUUCUUCCACCUUACUCUUGUGAUCCCAAUGGCAGUGAUCUGCCUCAAGAUGGAAAGGUCUUGCAGUAUUUUAAUCUGGGAUUGCAAUAUUACCACCAGAGCUAUUGGCCUCCCAUGAUGUAUGUAGAGCCAGUGCUUUCCCCGUCACCCAUGGAAGUUUAUCCAUCAUAUACUGAGCCAGCUCCUGUACCUGAGCUCUACACUGAUGCUGGGCAAACUGGAAUCCACCAGGUUCCCUUGGAAGCACCUGCAAAUGGUAAUUUUCAAAAUGGAGAGGCUCCAGCCCUGUCCUCUUGGUCAGUGUAUUACCCAGUCAUUUCAGACCCCUUCAGCCAGCAAUCCCUUCCUGGAUUUGACUCUUCAGUACCUGCCUAUUGCUAUGUUAGUACCUGGCAUCCAGCAAAUCCACCCUAUGGAAAUUCUCCGCAGAUUGCUAAUGCUGUGAGUUCUGGACCAGUGCAGCAAGUGAGCUAUAUUGCCUCACCUAACCCUGCACGUCAUGAUGUGCCUCAAAGAAUGUAA
This is a messenger RNA of Melopsittacus undulatus (budgerigar), 2604 nucleotides long. RefSeq names its product ALG13 UDP-N-acetylglucosaminyltransferase subunit. Gene Ontology annotation, molecular function: cysteine-type deubiquitinase activity. Gene Ontology annotation, biological process: protein deubiquitination. Lineage: Eukaryota; Metazoa; Chordata; Aves; Psittaciformes; Psittaculidae. The transcript is spliced from 23 exons. The record is from RefSeq and is a predicted model, not a curated record.